Plasmopara halstedii is the source of this 351-nucleotide messenger RNA. RefSeq names its product FOG: Transposon-encoded proteins with TYA, reverse transcriptase, integrase domains in various combinations. The record is from RefSeq and is a predicted model, not a curated record. Gene Ontology annotation, molecular function: nucleic acid binding. Lineage: Eukaryota; Oomycota; Peronosporomycetes; Peronosporales; Peronosporaceae. Bases 1 to 351 code for a protein of 116 amino acids. The transcript has a single exon.
AUGAAACGUGUAGUUGAUGCAAGUGAUGGUAUCCCUGGAGGACUUCAGCGUGAUCAAGACCUAUGUGGUGGAUGCAUGCUUGGAAAGAAUAAUGUCACGCCAUUCCCAAAACAAACAAACCGUGGUAUGACAAAAACCACACGAGUUCUACAACUGGCGCACACAGAUCUCAUGGGACCCAUGAAAGUAACGUCCACCGGUGGAGCAAAGUAUGUGCUGGUCUUCACAGAUGACUAUUCGCGCUACACAUGUGCAUACUUCAUGAAGAGAAAGACGGAAGUGGCGAAUCGUUUUCGUGAGUACAAAGCGAAGAUGGAAGGGCAACAAGGUGUUCAAAAUCGUUCGGUCUGA